AUGCCUCAGGGGAUUUUAACAACUCUUUCUCAAAGCGAUGGAGGAUAUAAGUAUGAUUAUGCGACUGUCCCAUUUCUUGCCGAAGUUUUCAAGCUGAUCAUUUCUGGUUUAUUUCUGUGGAGAGAGAUGCGAACAUCUCCCUCAGCAACUGCAAGGAUUACUAAGGAUUGGAAGAGCGUGCGCUUAUUUGUUAUUCCUUCUCUUAUAUACCUGAUCCAUAACAAUGUGCAAUUCGCUACAUUGACUUAUGUGGACACAUCCACUUAUCAGAUUAUGGGUAAUCUCAAGAUUGUCACCACUGGCAUUCUCUUUAGGUUAUUCCUGAAGAGGAAACUAUCAAACCUUCAGUGGAUGGCAAUUGGUCUUUUAGCUGUUGGAACAACUACCAGCCAGGUGAAGGGAUGCGGAGAAGCUUCAUGUGAUUCGCUAUUCACAGCACCAAUACAAGGGUAUCUGUUGGGCAUCCUCUCAGCUGGCUUGUCCGCACUAGCCGGAAUCUACACAGAGUUUCUGAUGAAGAGAAACAACGACAGCUUAUACUGGCAAAACUUGCAGUUGUAUACGUUUGGUUCACUUUUCAACGUUGCUCGACUUAUAGCAGAUGAUUUCAGACUCGGGUUUGAAAAGGGUUAUUGGUGGCAACGUAUCUUUGAUGGGUAUAGCCUCACUACUUGGAUGGUGGUUCUGAAUCUAGGAUCCACCGGCUUACUCGUCUCGUGGCUAAUGAAGUAUGCAGACAAUAUCGUCAAGGUUUAUUCGACAUCAAUGGCGAUGCUGCUUACUAUGGUUGCAUCCAUAUACCUCUUCAGUUUCAAACCGACAGUGCAGCUUUUCUUGGGUAUUAUCAUAUGCAUCAUGUCCCUCCAUAUGUACUUUGCGCCUCCACACACGCUCGUGGACUUGCCCGUGACUAACGAAGCGAAUCCCAAGACCUUAAAGCAAGUUCUCGUGGAAGAUAAGACAGAUUCUUGA
Microthlaspi erraticum is the source of this 972-nucleotide messenger RNA. NCBI's taxonomy places the organism in Eukaryota, Viridiplantae, Streptophyta, Magnoliopsida, Brassicales, Brassicaceae. The record is from the annotation of a GenBank genome assembly.